AUACCUGGGCAGGUGUGAUCGUUUCCACCUGUUGGAGGUAUACAGAUACUCACACAGCCUGAGCGAGAGAGGCACAGUCAUAGGUACCGAGAGGCUGCCCCGUGGGGACGUGGGCACUGGGAGACUCCCUGAGACUGGAGUUUCUCCCACACAGGGGGGAGAAAAGGCCAUGACCGUCCCGGAGCUGGGAGCCCGGAGCCUUCGGUAACAGCUGUGUGUGUGUGUGUGUGUGUGUGAGAGAGAGAGGGUGAACGCGGACGGGAAGAUGCAGAGAGAGAUGGGGGAACCUGCUUCCCCCAGCUGGUGGAAACUCACUUUCCUGCGCAAGAAGAAGAACAGCGGGAAGGUGCUGUACGAGAUUCCGGGGGAGCGGAGCUGUCCCGACAGUAAGGAGGGUGACGGUGGGACCGAGAGCCGGGCCGACUCGGAGCUGGAAGCCCGCCUGGAGAAAAUCGUGGACAAAAACACCAAAGGCAGGCAUGUGAGGGUGUCCAACUCGGGCAGGUUCAAAGAGAAGAAGAAAGUCCGGACCAGUCUAUCAGAGAGCCCCGGCUUCUACAACGAUUCAGGCAACAGCGGGGGAGCGCAGUCCUGAACCUCCCGCCGGGCUCGAUACCCCAACCACCUCCCCCCCCACCCCCGUCCCCACCCUUUCCCGGGAGGGCUACAGCCCUUGGGACCGUCCAGAAACGAGAGGCUUCUCCUGCACUAAAUGAAAGAAAUUCGUCCAUCAGUAACUGUGGCCAGGUCAAGCCGUGCCUUCUGAUUUAAAGGGUUAAUACCUGCGACCCGUUUAAAGGGUUAAUACCUGCAAUCUACUUCCAGGGCUCACUGUUUCUCUCCCCCACUCCCACCACCCCCACCCAAUUUAAAGAUGAACCGACUUGGAAUCCUCCCCAAUUUCAAAAGCAUCAUUUUUUUUUUUAAAACUCUGAACAGUUUAUCUGAAAGAGGGGAGAUUGUGGGUUCUCGGUUUGAAUUUUGGAACAAAGACUGGAUGUGGGGCUCCGCUCGUCGUGAGAUGAAUAUUCCACGCGAGGUUCCCGGAAAGUUGGAGUAUGGAAAGCCUUGAGAGGAAGUGGCUGAGGGUUGCUGGAGCUCGAGUACAGGAGGGACACUCCAUCCCACUGGGGUGCGGAGUAUUUCAACUGAAUAUUUCAAUCUGACAUUUUACUACAUUGUGUGUGCAUAAGAAGAUUUCACCGUUUCCUUUUUUUGGGACAAUAAUAAAGGAGGAUUUGAGGCGAUGGGGUGGGGCCGCACAAGGAGUGACUCUCUAUGAAAAGGAACUAGGGGAAGACUUACAUGUGCAAAAAUAACACAUUGGAUUGUAAUUGUUACAGAGAUAGUAGGAACUGCCGAUGCUGGAGAAUUUGCAUUUGGUCCACAGUGAAUGUUAGAGAAACUGGGAGCCAGCUUUUGUGUGGGAGCCACUGAGUGUACAGUGUAAUCAGAGGAUUUCGGGGGGAAUGCUGAGUGGCAGAUUGUGAACGGGGACUGGGGCGAGGUUCAGAAGCCCCGUUUUUAAAGUGAUUUUUAAUUAAAUGACCUGAAUCGACUAUGACUCUGUCAGCUUUUAACACUUCUAUUUGUGUGAAAUGCCUUGAGGCAUGUGCCAUAUAAAUGCAAGUUAUAUUCAGUCAUAGGCUUCGAGGGUAGAGAUCUAAUCGAAAUUCAUAGAUUUGUGUGUAUACAGGUGAGAGAGAAUGAAUUGAGGUGAGUGGUGAAGUAGGCUGUAUGAGCCAAAUGGCCUACUGCCUCCAACCCCCCCCCCCGCCCUGCUCCAUGAAACCAUGCCUUCUAAGAAGUUUCAAAUGGGUUAGAAACAAAAAUCUGCUAAAUAAAAACAACAAAAUACUUAAGGUGCUAGAAAUCUGUAAUAAAAAAACAAAGUGCUGGAGAAACCCAGCAGCUCUGGUAGAUUCUGUGGAGAGAGGGAAAAUCGCUAACGUUUUGAGUUUGGUACCAUUCUUCUUAGAACAGAUUUUGAAACAGCUCAGAAGAAUCAUCACUGGACUCAGCAUUAACUCUGUUUCUUCCUCCACAGACCAGCAGAGUUUCUCCACUUUUAUUGAGACCUAGAAAGUUUUAUCAAAAAAGUCCUUCCUGGCUCUGAGCACUGAAUGAUGUCUGGAUUGGACAGGUCAUCAGGAUAAAAUGCCGCAGGAAACCUGACCCAGUUUAGACAUUCAGUAACAAAACUGGAGCAGGACUUCAGAUCAGAGUCUUCAGACUCAGAUGGUUAAGUAAAUAUCCACAUUCAUCUCUAUUGCGUGGAAGGUGUUUUCUACCAUAAAUAUUGUGUUGUUCAUAAGGUGUCACGAUAGCCACACCUGUGUCUAGUCAGUGAGUUCUGUUCGGCAACACUGGGUUAGCAGAUCAGCACAAAACCCAGCAACUUAGUCAAGGUAUCACCCCCCAUGAGCAUUAACAUUUUUGCCUGUGUGGUCUCUGAGAGACACAUGUCCCAUAACUUUGUAAAAACUGACAUCCAACCUAUGUGCAAAAUUGAGAGGAAGGACAUUCACUUUGUAAAUUAAAAUGAAGAUUCCUCGAUGUAUGAGAUAACAAGGUGUAGAGCUGGAUGAACACAGCAGGCCAAGCAGCAUCACAGGGGCAGGAAGGCUGACGUUUCGGGCCUCGACCGAGAUGUAUGUGUCAGUUUGUGACUGAGGCCAAUAUCUAGCCUUAAAUAGAGGCUCAAUAUUGGAAUCCUACAGUAAGUCAAAUGGCAUCACUGCCUUUCACAGAGUUGAUCUUUCUCUCCUGCUAUUUGGGAGCAAAGGUCAGCCAAGGGCAAUAGACAGUCCUGUAAUUUGUGUGCAAUGAUAAUAGGAUAAACUUGUAUCUGUAUAGCACCUUUCAUGACUGUGGGACCGAAAUGUUUUCUAGGCAAAAAUGUUAAAAACGUUUUGAGGUUCCUCUUCAUUUAUUUAUAUUUUGAAUGGAUUAUUAAAGUGAUGAUGGUUUAAUGGUCA
Molecule: messenger RNA, 2978 nt
Organism: Rhincodon typus (whale shark)
Lineage: Eukaryota; Metazoa; Chordata; Chondrichthyes; Orectolobiformes; Rhincodontidae
Product: proline-rich protein 15-like protein
Exons: 1
Coding region: 266-595 (109 amino acids)
Source: RefSeq, a predicted model, not a curated record